UUAGCGACCUCCUCCAACCCGGAUGUUUUGUGUCUUAGGAGCUCAUGGAAGAAAGCGGGCGUGAAAUGUGAAUUGAAGCAAAUUUAAACGUUAUUUAUGAUAUAUAGUUUGUUUGGGGUCAUGUUCCCUGACGCUGAAGGUUCGUGUCCGUUUGUAGAGGACAGUUUUAGUCGCUUUCCGUCACAGAGUAACAUAUACGGCCUGUGCCAAGCGGGAAAAGACGAGCUUCUGGCCGCUACGCUUAAGGGGAAAGUGGUUUGUUUCCGGUACCAAGACCUGCAGCAAAAAAUCCGACCUGUGGCUAAAGAGGUGCAGUUCACUUACAUCCCAGUCGAUGCUGAGAUUGUGUCUAUCGAUGCGUUUAACAAGUCUGCCCCUAACAGAGGCCUGGUGGUGGGAAUCACUUUUAUUAAGGACUCGGGUGAUAAAGCAACGCCGUUCCUGAAUAUCUACUGCGAGUACGAGCCGGGGUCAGAGUUCAACCUGGAGUCCAUCGCUCAGAGCUGCCUGAACCUGGAGCUGCAGUUCACUCCCUUCCAGCUCUAUCACACUGAGCUGCAGUACGAAGAAGGUCAUAGAGAGACUGUGUUCCUGCUCAGUGGACAUGAUCAACGCAUACACCUCUAUAAAGAAAAUGCUUCACUACAUCAGUUUGAGGAGCAGCCAGUAGAGCGUUUCUUCCCCGAGCUGAAGGAUCUGCCCAGCAAUGUGCUGUGGAUGAACGUUUUGAGUAUCGACGGUGGUCGUCGGCUCACGGCAUUUGGCUGUCAGAACGGCUGUGUGGGACUCGCGCUCGUCAACCAGAGAGGACCUGAGAUCCUCCAGAGUUGGCGUUUGCAGCAGGACAGUCCCAUAUCCACAGUUUUACUCUUCCCCCUGAAGGUGGCGGCCCUGAACACCAACACAGACGAAGAUCAGCAGGAUCAUGUGAUGGAGUAUAACCUGUUGGUUAGCAGCACUAUAGAGAUGGCGGUGGUUUACAGAGAUGUAGAGCGGUGUGGUGUGAGCAGGCCGGUGUGUUUAGCGGGCAGUGAUCAGUGUGACGCCGUGCUGUGUGCCCUCCUUAUCGACCUGGACUUUGACGGACAGCUGGAGGUGCUGCUAGGAACGUAUGGACUGGAUCUGCUCUGCUACAAAUUCCAGCAGCCUACAGGCAGCACCGAAGGGCAGUUCCAGCUCAUGUGGAGGCGGAGCUUCAAGAGCCCCCUGCUGUCAAUCAUCUACCUGGACCUGACUGGGGACGGAUUGAAGGAGCUGGCCAUUCUGACCAUAAAAGGACUGCAUAUAUUACAGCACAGUCUCAGCAGCACGGCUGAUCUCGUUCUGCAGCGGCUGGCCAACAGAGUGGCGAAGCUCUCCACCGCCCCUGAAAUCCAGCCAAUCACAAAGCAGGAUACCGAACAUACUGAACAAUGAUCGCUUCAUCCUGAAAGCCUCUUGUGCGGCUUUCUUAGUGCACUACGAAGGAUAUGGGCAGCCAUUUUGUGUUCAUCACAAUCGCUGCAGAUUAUGUGUGUUGGAACGUCAGCCGUUUUAAGAAACGUCCCAGACAUUAUAGAACUGGCCGUGGGACGGCAUGUUACCCACAAUGCACUGCAGGUGGACAGUACAACACUGAAAAGUGGCUGCCAGGAGUGAGCAGGUUUACAGUGUAGUAUUUAAAUCGUUGUUACAUGAACUGAAAUGCAACGUUAGCAAUGUUCGCUACGACAUAUAGCCACAGGAUACUGUCUCUUCUACUGUCUCUUCGCUCUCUUCUACUCGUUCAUCUACUAAUCAAAUAUUAGUUUCAUAUCCAAUGAAACACAGCUAGCUGGUAUUAGCUGACAGUAUUAACUAUCAUAGUGGAGAGAAGAAAGCUUGUCCGUAUGUGUGAUAAACAUAUUUUUAAGAUGUCUGAAGUGGUAAUUCUUCAGUGGAACUUGAAGAAUCCAAUAAGUUGGAUUGUGUCUUAUUUAUCUGCAUUAAAAAGGUUUGUAAAAAUCA
Molecule: messenger RNA, 1986 nt
Organism: Ictalurus punctatus (channel catfish)
Lineage: Eukaryota; Metazoa; Chordata; Actinopteri; Siluriformes; Ictaluridae
Gene: kptn
Product: kaptin (actin binding protein)
Exons: 12
Coding region: 97-1416 (439 amino acids)
Biological process (GO): actin filament organization; cellular response to amino acid starvation; negative regulation of TORC1 signaling
Cellular component (GO): KICSTOR complex; lamellipodium; actin cytoskeleton
Molecular function (GO): actin filament binding
Source: RefSeq, a predicted model, not a curated record